Diorhabda carinulata is the source of this 1254-nucleotide messenger RNA. RefSeq lists its product as uncharacterized. The transcript is spliced from 5 exons. The record is from RefSeq and is a predicted model, not a curated record. Bases 23 to 1012 code for a protein of 329 amino acids. Lineage: Eukaryota; Metazoa; Arthropoda; Insecta; Coleoptera; Chrysomelidae.
AGUAAACUUUUGACGUGUUAAGAUGCGUAAGUUUUUGUGCAUUAUAGUUAUGACCGCGGUGACUAAUAGUAAUUUAGUUUGUGAGAAAAACGAGGAAUUUUCAAAAUUAAUAUCGCAAAUUAGAAAGCAAAAAGAGACUAUAUCAGACACAUUGUUAGAACCGUACGGGGAUGUCGUUGAACAAUUUCAAAAACUUCUAGACAAACUUGGAAAGUAUAUAUCGACGGCCGCAAAUAACUUGAACGAAUUGGAAAGAAAUGCCAAAAAUAUUUCCAAUAAAACAGACCUUUUAAAUAUAAAGAGAAAUGAGUUUUACGAUGAAUUGAUUAAAUUAGAAAAAGAUCUGGCCAAUUUCAGAAUUCUAGGAGAUUUAUCGAUUGACGGCAUCAAAAAUAACACUGACCACAUUGAAGAGAUUAUCGAAAACGUAAAAGAUAUUGAAAAUGAACUCGAAUAUUGGAAUAAUUUUGCCGAAAAUUAUAAUGAAACUAAUUUAUACAAUAAUAUAAUGAACAUACCUCAUAGUGUUUCGGAAGAUUUAUCAUUUAUAGAAAACGCUAUGUACGAGGAUGAUAAUAUAACUUGUACUUAUAUGAUAAAUGAGGAUUUGAAAUCAGUUUUUGAACAACUGGCUACUUUACUAGACUUUACCGAGGUUGCAAAAGACGUUGCUGAUCUCAAAAUUAUCGCUGAAAAAAAUAGGUUGGCGGUAAACGCCGAAAUUGACAUUUUUAAACAAUUAGUUGAUAAAGAAAAAGAAGCAAGAAUGCUAGUGGAAACGGGAAAUCGUUUAGAAGAUUUACUAGAUCAGCUAAAUGACGUUUUAUACGAUCUGAAUAUCAAUAAAUUAUCCGAAAUAGAUUCACGAAUUGAACAGACGGAAAACGAAAUUGAAAAUAAUCAUAUUAAAACAAAUUGUUAUAUGGCAUUUCUUCAAAAUUGUCACAUACAACAGCCUAAUACCCUAUCAGAGCCCCUAGAAUGUAUAGAUAAAUAUUGCAAUAAACAAUAAGUGAGAAUUGUUGCUACUUAUGACAUCUAUCUGUAGAACACAUCAAACUAACUUUUUUAGUACUGCAAUAAUUUUACAGUUACCUGUUUAUUCAACUGUGUAUUACAGGUAUCUUUUCAUAUAGCUUUCGCUAUUGAGAUGUAGGUGUCGCAGUCAUUAAUAAUAUAAAAAGAUUAAUAAUCUGUCUAUUAUUAAAAAAUUGUAUAAUAGAAAAGUAUAAUAAAAAGUAUUAAUUAAUAUAA